AUGGUCGUUAAUGGGGCCAGGCCACCAUACGAUGCAGCGGGUUCCGCCAGUCAAGAGAACACAACCGCAAACAAAUCCCGCCCCGGAGGCUCGCUGCGCCAGAGCUCUUCAGGAUCCACGCGUACACCAUUGUCCGCACUGGCGCCAAACCGCAAAGACAGCACCGGCGUCAAUGGAGGACGCCCGGUCCCUCAUAGUAGAGUUGAAGAGCUGGGCCAGCGCGAAACAAGUUUGAUACGGAGUGGGAGUGAGGCAGACAGCUUGCUUGAUCUCUACAAGAGCAAUCCGAGCAGCGGUAAUGUGAGCCAAAACCACGCGGCCGACAAUGAUAUCCCCGAAAACAUGUACCGUCCCGCUGAGGAUGAUCCGGAGGGUUGGAUUCAUCGGGACAAGUUGGCCAAGAUCGAAAGCGAGGAAUUGCAAGCGGCAGGUAUUAACCUGGCCAAGGCAAGGAGGAACACGACUAAGAGUACGCAAAGAGACACCAGUCGAGGUCGACGAAGUGAGGACCGCAACAAUCCAUCCGAAUACCGCAGGGUGGAGUCGGAGGAGACAAAAACACGACUACCUGAACCUCUACCAGAAGCAGAAGAGGACGAAAGAGCGAACUGGGAUUUUCGCACCCCCGAGGAGAUUGCGGCCGACAACGCGUCGUCUCAACUAUAUUUGAGUCCUACGCUGAGGAAAUCUGGCUCCAAAAUCCCGGUAUUGACAUCAAGUCCUCUACCCAUACCGCAAGAAAGAAUUGAGCGAGACACUCCGCUGGUCAGGAAGCGUACUAUUAGUAACAGUAUGAGCCCCGAGGAUGGCCUCCCUGUCCUCAAGACCAGAACCAGAAAGGGAAGUAUAGGGAGCCAGACGAUGCAGGACGAGGGCGACUCUGCAUUGCUUACGACACCUGUUCCCCAUAAGCAAUUAACAUACAAAACAUCAUCUCCCACCAAAAGUCGGCCCAAAACAGCCCAAGGUUCACCCCCGGGCACGUCAGCCGGACGCAAGACAUCUGCCACAACAAGGAAACCUUCGAACGCUAAACCUGGCGCCGCGCCGUCUACGAACCAACGGCCGGGAACAAGAUCUGGAGAACUCGAUCGACCUCGGACAGCAGUGAACCGUCCAGAAGGAGAUCCACCUUGGUUAGCGACCAUGUAUAAACCAGAUCCCAGGCUCCCUCCUGAGGAGCAAAUCAUCCCCACCCACGCUCGCAGACAGCAACAAGCGCAGUGGGAGGAUCAGGGAGCGGUUCCGACCACGUAUGAUCGCAACUUCUCCCCUCUGGCCAUCCAUACGGGCAACGGGCAGAUGAAGUUGCCUUCGCCGGUUAUCCCCCAGUCGGCGCAGCCGGGCGAAAAGGAGACUGACGGCACAGAUGGGGGGAAUGGCUGGCCUCUAAAACCGGGGCCCAAUGUCAGGAAUUCAGGGGCCGGUAGCAUGAGACCUAGUACAGGGGGAAGCAUGAAUGGCGGAUACAGUACGAUGCCCCGGGUUUCCAAUCCCGUGACCAGCCCUGGGAUGGGAAGUAUCACAUCUGUGCCUACUCAACCGAACACCAGGAUGCAGGUGCAGCGGGUGCAGCAAGAUGACAUGGAGGAGAAGGUGAAGGAGAAGGGGUGCGGGUGUUGUGUUGUCAUGUGA
Molecule: messenger RNA, 1635 nt
Organism: Fonsecaea multimorphosa CBS 102226
Lineage: Eukaryota; Fungi; Ascomycota; Eurotiomycetes; Chaetothyriales; Herpotrichiellaceae
Exons: 2
Coding region: 1-1635 (544 amino acids)
Source: RefSeq, a predicted model, not a curated record